AUAAAGAGAUCGCCUCUCCUCUCACUACUACCGACACACUCGCAUCGAACGAGUGUUAAUUCAAACCCACUGUGCAGCUAUUAGAACGACGAACGUUCGAUUAGAAACGCUCGAACCGCUCAUCACGACGGAGCCAUGGCAACGAACCCCAUCAUCAAGCUGUACACGGCGAAACUAAGCCCACCGGGUCGUGCCGUAGAACUGACUGCCAAGCUGCUCGGCCUGUCCCUAGACAUCAUCCCAAUCAAUCUGCUCGCCGGUGAUCAUCGGACGGACGAGUUUCUGCGCCUUAACCCGCAGCACACAAUCCCGGUGAUUGACGAUGGCGGUGUGAUCGUGCGGGACAGUCACGCCAUCAUCAUCUAUCUGGUGCAGAAGUACGGGAAGGAUGGUCAGACCCUCUAUCCGGAAGAUCCAAUUGCUCGGGCCAAGGUAAACGCCGGACUGCACUUCGAUUCGGGCGUACUGUUCUCUCGGCUGCGGUUCUAUUUCGAACCGAUACUGUACGAAGGAUCGGCGGAAGUGCCGCAGGACAAAAUCGACUAUAUGAAGAAAGGGUACGAGCUGCUGAACGACGCCCUGGUGGAGGAUUACAUUGCGGGAAGCUCACUUACGCUGGCCGAUGUUAGCUGCAUCGCAACGAUUGCGACGAUGGAGGAGUUCUUCCCGAUGGAUCGCUCCCGCUAUCCGGCGCUGGUGGCGUGGAUUGAACGGCUCAGUCGUACCCUGCCUGAGUACGACCAGCUCAACCAGGAAGGGGCGGUAGAGUUCGCAGAAAUCUGUGAAUCGCUGAGGCUUAAAAAUGGGGCGUCGGUCGCUGCGAAAAAGUCGCAUCUUUCCGCGAUUGAAUUCAAUCAGUGUAGCAACAGCAUCCUCAACGAGAUGACGACUUCUCCGGCCAUGAUUCUGUACUACGACGAGGUCAGUCCACCGGUUCGGGGCGUCCUGCUAGCGAUUGCAGCACUCGGUGUGAAGGACCGCAUCAAGCUCGAGUACAUCGAUCUCUUUAAGGGUGGCCAUUUAAGUAGCGAUUAUCUUAAGAUUAAUCCACUGCACACGGUCCCCGUCCUACGGCACGGUGAGUUAACGCUUACCGAUAGUCACGCUAUUUUAGCGUACCUGUGCGAUACCUUUGCCCCACCAGGGCACACGCUAGCCCUGCCCGACGCACUGACGCGCGCCAAAGUUUUCAACAUGCUGUGCUUCAACAACGGCUGUUUGUUUCAGCGCGAUGCGGAAGUUAUGCGUAAAAUCUUCAGCGGUGCCAUUACCGACCCAACGCAGCAUCUGAAACCGAUCGAGGCAGCGAUCGAUGCGCUGGAGCAGUUUCUGCAGCGAUCACGCUACACCGCGCACGAUCAGCUUUCGGUGGCAGAUUUCGCGAUCGUCGCGACACUCAGCACGGUGGCCAUUUUUGUGCCGCUCGCGGCGGAUCGUUGGCCGCGGGUAUGCGAGUGGUUCGCGGUGAUGGAAGCGCUGCCAUACUACAACGAACAGAAUCGUGUUGGGUUGGACAUGUUGCGCAAACAUUUAGCGGGAAAGAUUAAGCUGUAGAACACACUUCUCAAACGCUUCUAUAUUCAUCGUAGGAUUCGAUUUCAGUGCACUUGUUUUUGAUGUUUUAUGUUCCCAUUCUUCUUUAUUGUGCUUGUAUCGGUGCCUUGAGAAUCUCUGUGGGUGAGAGUGUUGCCGAUCUUCGCUUUCGCUGCGACAUACACACUCGAUACGUUCUGGAUGUUUAAUUUACAGUUUACACGACACAUUCGCGGAAGCGGGAAGGAGUGUAAUAAUUUUGGGAGAAUCUACGCUUCGCGAGGAUCACACACCUGGCAGGCAAGUGUGUGAACUGUUAUAAGUUAUCAGAGUAUCAUUUGUUCCACGGAGUUUGCGUUGCUUCAUACAGCGUUUGCUGCGCGUGUGGUCGUACCAUCAUCCCCUUUCUACAAAGAUUUAAACUUUGUUAAUGUUUUUUACGGCAUGAGUAAUAUAUUCACUUUAACAAUAAUGCGACAAAUAGUGUCCGACACAAUUAUUCAACAUUUAUCAAUUUCAACAUGACGCACACAUUUCAUCUCGUUACCGCUUUUUUGCCGGCUGGAUCCUUCCAAUUGAUACCGGAUUUCUUCACAGUUCUACGCAAUUUUUGCUGCUACAUAGUUAAUUUCGUGAUCAAGAUUUGUUAUCUUCGAUGUACUUGUGAGAAAAAAGGGAAAAAUAAUAAAUGAAAAAAAAAAACAAA
Molecule: messenger RNA, 2239 nt
Organism: Anopheles gambiae (African malaria mosquito)
Lineage: Eukaryota; Metazoa; Arthropoda; Insecta; Diptera; Culicidae
Exons: 5
Coding region: 136-1554 (472 amino acids)
Biological process (GO): glutathione metabolic process
Molecular function (GO): glutathione transferase activity
Source: RefSeq, a predicted model, not a curated record